This is a messenger RNA of Hibiscus syriacus, 884 nucleotides long. RefSeq names its product GTP-binding protein SAR1A-like. The record is from RefSeq and is a predicted model, not a curated record. The coding region runs from base 134 to 715 and encodes 193 amino acids. The transcript is spliced from 3 exons. Lineage: Eukaryota; Viridiplantae; Streptophyta; Magnoliopsida; Malvales; Malvaceae. Gene Ontology annotation, cellular component: COPII vesicle coat; endoplasmic reticulum exit site. Gene Ontology annotation, biological process: vesicle organization; intracellular protein transport; membrane organization. Gene Ontology annotation, molecular function: GTP binding; GTPase activity.
AUUGUAAUUUUCUUGUACGAUAUGAAGCUAAGCAGUCUUUGAUUCGAUUCACGGCGAUCUUUCACGAUUUCAAGUUCGAUCCUUUUCAACUCAAUUCUCGGAAUCCUCGAGUUGCCGGCCGAACCGUUAAACGAUGUUUCUUGUGGAUUGGUUCUACGGCGUUCUUGCUUCCCUUGGUCUCUGGCAGAAAGAGGCUAAGAUCUUGUUUCUCGGCCUCGAUAAUGCCGGAAAAACCACCUUGCUGCACAUGUUGAAAGACGAGAGAUUGGUUCAACAUCAGCCAACUCAGUUUCCCACAUCUGAAGAGCUUAGUAUUGGGAAAAUUAAGUUCAAAGCUUUUGACUUGGGUGGUCAUCAGAUUGCUCGCCGAGUCUGGAAAGAUUACUAUGCUAAGGUUGAUGCUGUGGUGUACCUGGUAGAUGCCUAUGAUAAAGAAAGGUUUGCAGAAUCAAAGAAAGAACUGGAUGCACUCCUUUCUGAUGAGUCCCUUGCCAAUGUCCCGUUUCUUAUACUAGGAAACAAGAUCGAUAUACCAUAUGCUGCCUCAGAGGACGAGUUACGAUACCAUCUUGGCCUCACAAACUUUACCACCGGCAAGGGGAAGGUAAACCUAGCAGACUCAAACGUCCGUCCACUAGAGGUAUUCAUGUGCAGCAUUGUCCGUAAAAUGGGUUAUGGAGAUGGCUUCAAGUGGAUGUCUCAAUAUAUCAAGUAGAAAAAAUGGUUACAAAGAUGCAAUAGCAAGAUGUUACAAGGCUGGUAAACCCCAAUUCCAUCUCAUAACUCCCAACUUCAGGGGAAAAAGGGUUGUAUUAAUCAAACUGUUAGAAACUAGCCCCUAAGUGGGUUUUAAUUUGAAUGUAUUUGGUUUUGAAUCUGUGUGG